AUUAGGUCUGUUAUCGGUUCGGAACAAUUCGUUCGAAAAAAUGAAGUUAAAACCCGUUUAUUUGUCGGUUAUUUUUUGUAUAAUUUUUGUUAAGUUCGUUGUUGGUUUUGCAAAGUUUGAACAGAUAAGUGAUUGUUAUGUCCACGAUCGAUCAUCACAUAUCGCUGGUACUUAUAAUGUGACAUUUAUAUGUUCAAUUUCUGGAAAAGAGAGUGACGUGUUUCCCAGUACAAAUCGAUUCAAAUGUUCAAAUCGUAACAAUAACAUGCAAAAUAUUUGGCUGGGCACAAUUAAUUUUAAAUAUUGUCAAUUUGGUCAACUGCGCCGGAAUUUCUUCGUCGAUUUUCCGAAUAUGCAUACGUUUAAUAUCUCGGACAUUGGUAUGGAAAUUCUGGAAUUAAAAUAUUUCGUUGAAGCAAAGAAUGUUUCGCAUUUAAUCGCAUCGAAAAAUAAAAUCACCGAAAUACCAUCGCAUAUAUUCAUCAAUGCCAACAAAUUAAAAUAUGUCGACUUUGCGAAUAAUACGAUACAGAAAAUCGAUGCAUCCGCCUUUGAAGGUGCAUAUGAACUUGAAACACUGAACCUAUCACAAAAUGCAUUGACCGAGCUCGAUGAACGAGUGUUUACAAAUCUAUCGAAUUUAUUGCAUUUGGAUUUGUCAAAGAAUAACGUGAAAACACUGCCGAAGCACAUUUUCAACCAAAAUACAAAAUUAAUCGAAUUAAAUCUGGCAUUUAAUCCAAUAGGCAAUGUGAAAAUUGAAACGUUUGCCAAUUUGCCAGACUUGAAGUAUUUAAACUUAAGGCGAACCAACAUUUCCAGCAUUGAACUCGGAACAUUUUCACAUCAACACAAAUUGGUCUCGUUGGAUUUGGCCGAGAAUUAUUUAAAACAAAUGGAAUUUAAUAUUUUCAUACCCAUGCUACCUGACUUGGUGUCACUGUAUUUGAACGGAAAUCAACUUACAAGCCUGAAUGGAUUUGAAAAUGAACUUUUUCCACAGCUGACAUUGCUGGAUAUCAGAGGGAACAAUUUUAACUGCACUUACCUGCAACAUUUUCUGAAGUCGGUUAAUUGGGACAAACUUCGUCUGCCGGUCGAUCCAAAGUCAGUAGUCCUAAGUGCCGGUGAGACAAGCAUUCGAAGCAUUAAAUGUAAACCAACCAUUGAUACAAAUCUCGUUAUAAACGAACCAAACUACGAAGUAAAAUUGCCAAAAAAUGUUUUGAUUGAACAAUGCUCGAAAUUAAUACACAAAUCACACACAGACACAUAUUUAAUAACGUUGAUUAUUGUAUUGCUAGCAGUCUGUGUGAUGCUUUUUAUCGCAAAUCGAAGAAAAUACUUCAACGUACCAGCCGAUUAUGAUCAGGGAAUCGAGCUAUCGUAAGAUACAGUGGCCACCAUUCGAAAAACAUCCUAUCAUCACUAUGUUUAU
Molecule: messenger RNA, 1438 nt
Organism: Contarinia nasturtii (swede midge)
Lineage: Eukaryota; Metazoa; Arthropoda; Insecta; Diptera; Cecidomyiidae
Product: leucine-rich repeat-containing G-protein coupled receptor 5-like
Exons: 1
Coding region: 41-1390 (449 amino acids)
Molecular function (GO): protein binding
Source: RefSeq, a predicted model, not a curated record